UACACAGACAUCGCCUCCUUCACCAGCAUGUGUGGUCAGGUUCCGCCCCACCGAGUCAUGGCGUUCCUCAACGACCUCUUCACCACUUUUGACCAGCUGGUGGGGAAGCAUCAAGUUUACAAGGUCGAGACCAUCGGAGAUUGCUACAUGGUGUGCGGCGGACUUGCCGUGGAUCCCCUGCACGCGCACAAGGUCUUUGCAUUCGCCGCGUUGGAAGCGGCUCGCUGCGUGAUGAUGCCCGGUACCGGCCAGCCUGUACGACUGCGAGUAGGCAUCCACAGCGGCCCCGUCAUGAGCGGCAUCGUGGGGCGGAAGAUGCCCCGUUUUUGUCUGUUUGGCGACACAGUCAACGUUGCCAGUCGAAUGGAGUCCACGGGUGUACCUGGUGCCGUACACAUUUCUGCGGCCACGCGGGCCUUAUUGGGCGCCGCGGCCGACGGAUUUCUUUCCACGGGGGGAAUUCCCGUCAAGGGCAAGGUACGGAUU
Molecule: messenger RNA, 486 nt
Organism: Volvox carteri f. nagariensis
Lineage: Eukaryota; Viridiplantae; Chlorophyta; Chlorophyceae; Chlamydomonadales; Volvocaceae
Gene: cyc37
Product: guanylyl and adenylyl cyclase family member
Exons: 4
Biological process (GO): intracellular signal transduction; receptor guanylyl cyclase signaling pathway; cGMP biosynthetic process
Molecular function (GO): peptide receptor activity; guanylate cyclase activity
Source: RefSeq, a predicted model, not a curated record